Messenger RNA from Sparassis crispa, 432 nucleotides. RefSeq lists its product as hypothetical. The transcript has a single exon. The record is from RefSeq and is a predicted model, not a curated record. Bases 1 to 432 code for a protein of 143 amino acids. NCBI's taxonomy places the organism in Eukaryota, Fungi, Basidiomycota, Agaricomycetes, Polyporales, Sparassidaceae.
AUGACCUACCCCCAUAUUGCUGAGCUGCGUGUCGGAAUAAUCCAGCGCUCAGCACAGCUGCCCAAGGAUGUGCAGGAGUCAAGGGAUCAGGAGGCCAGUGAGAUGGCCUCCCACCUGCCCCUAGUGACACCAACUCCAGGUGCAAAGGAUGAGGACCCGACAAUAGCAGAAUCACGUACCAACGGACCUCCACUGAAGGCCCAUUUGGAACAGGAUACCCCAUUUCUGGCCACAGUCCAAAAGGGCUACGGCGAGGACCCGUUAUUUAGGAAGGUCGUUGAAUCCCCAAUGGAAUUCAGCACCUUCAUAAUCCGGGACAAGACCAUAUAUACGAAGAACCGCCAGAAUGAAGAAGUUAUCUGCAUCCCGAGGGUCCUGUACCGUCAUCGAAUGAUGACCGAGAUCAUCAUCGAUAGAGGGCACAUGACAUAG